AGUUACACUCCUUCACUCAGUCACUCUCCCCUACCUGGUGACGUCCACGACUGCAAACAUCAGCUGCCUGUCAGGACUCCUCCUCCACUGAGCCACAAUGACCCACACCUUGUGCUCGAGCUGCCUCCUUUUCUUCCUGCUGUCCCUCUGCUGUCCCACAUGUGCUCAACCUCAACGCAGGGCAGCGCGUGCCCCGGCUGCCAAGGUGCGUUUGGCGGGAAACUGGGCUCGAGAGGCACACGAAGGGCGUGUAGAGGUGCUGCACAACAACACAUGGGGAACCGUGUGUGACGAUGAGGUGGACAUCAAGUUGGCCAAUGUGGUGUGCAGGGAGCUGGGGUUCCAGGGUGGGAUCACGUGGGCGCACAGUGCAAAGUAUGGAGAAGGACAAGGCCCAAUAUGGAUGGACAACGUUCGCUGUGAUGGCUCUGAGAAGUCUUUGAAGGACUGCAAGCAUAAUGGUUGGGGUGUGAAUGACUGUAAACACUCUGAAGACUUGGGGGUGGUGUGCAGCUCUGAACGGAGGGUGGAUCCGAACCCCAGUAGAAGUGUGGUGACUUCAAGGCACAAUGGCAGCCCUGCACAUCAAUGGCAGGGCAUACUGGCCAGUCGCAGACAUCCAGGUUAUUACCACGGGAAUGGACACCCGCAAGAGAUCCCCAGGUUUUACAGACCCUACCACUAUCAGGGUCGCAGUAAAGUGCAGAUCGAAGAAGUUCGUCUACGCCCCAUUCUGAUGGCUACGAAGACGAAGAACCUGGUCACAGAGGGUGUUGUGGAAGUGAAGCAUGCUGGGAGAUGGAGGCAGGUCUGCGACAUGGGUUGGAGCCUUAACAGCAGCAGAGUUGUGUGUGGGAUGCUCGGUUUUCCAGAUGCAGCCCAACACAAUGUCAGAACAUACAAGAAAAUAUGGGACAGCAAGGUUGCAGAUCCUUCAACAAGACUGAGCAUCAUGGCAAAGAAGAAAGGAUUCUGGGUAGAAAAAGUGCACUGUUUGGGAAUCGAGAACACGCUGUCAGAGUGCCACGCUCAGCUGUCAAUCCCCCGUAGCCCCUCACCUUGUAAGAACGGCAGACAUGCAGUUGUUAAAUGUGUACCAGGGCCUCAAUUUGCUCGAAUGUCCUCAGGAAGACCCCAGGCACCUCAUCCAGUGGUGCCUGUGCGUCUGAAGGCAGGUCCCAGGCUGGGUGAAGGCCGCGUGGAAGUGCUCCGAGAUGGAAAAUGGGGGACAAUCGUGGACCACUUGUGGGAUAGAACUGCUGCCAGUGUUGUGUGCAGGGAACUGGGCUUUGGUACUGCCAAGGAUGCCCUAAUGGGAGCAUUUAUGGGACAAGGUACAGGACCUAUACACAUGAACAAUGUCCAGUGUAGGGGGACAGAACGCUCCCUCCUUGACUGCUACUUCCAGGAAGUUCCACUGUGGACAUUCAAACACAAUCAGGAUGCCUCAGUGCGCUGUAAUGUCCCACAGACUGGCAUGGAUACCACGGUACGCCUGGCUGGUGGUAGAGUUCCAUCAGAAGGUCGCGUGGAGGUGUUGAUGGAGAUUGGGGGCUAUAAGCGCUGGGGUUCCGUCUGCAGUGAGAACUGGGGUAUCAAUGAGGCCAUGGUUGUUUGCAGACAACUGGGCCUUGGAUUUGCUGCCAGUGCUCAUCAGGAGACCUGGUACUGGCCCGGUGACCCAAAUGCAGCUGAAAUAAUUCUCAGUGGAGCUCACUGUGUUGGCACAGAACUUUCCAUUCAACAGUGUCGUCGUAACAACCACAUUCAUUGUCCUCGAGGAGGUGGCUCUAAGUCCGCUGGGGUCAGCUGUUCAGACACUGCACCUGACCUUGUUCUGGAUGCCCAACUGGUCCAGGAGACAGCCUAUCUGGAAGACCGACCUCUCCACCUGCUGACCUGUGCCAAUGAGGAGAACUGUCUGUCCUCUUCUGCUGCCAGAAUGAACUGGCCCUACGGCCAUCGCCGCCUGCUGCGCUUCUCUUCCCGCAUUAUGAACCUGGGUCGGUCUGAUUUCAGACCCAAAGCCUCAAGGGAGAGCUGGACAUGGCACCAAUGCCACAGGCACUACCACAGCAUUGAGGUUUUUACACAUUAUGACCUGCUGACUCUGAACGGCACGAGGGUUGCUGAGGGACACAAGGCCAGUUUCUGUCUAGAGGACACUUACUGCCCUGAAGGACUCCAAAAGCGGUUCUCCUGCUACAACAUGGGUGACCAAGGCAUAUCUGUGGGCUGUUGGGAUACCUAUCGUCACGAUAUCGACUGUCAGUGGGUCGACAUUACAGACGUGCGGCCAGGAGAUUACGUCUUCCAGGUUGAAGUCAAUCCCUCAAUGGACAUGGCUGAGUCUGACUUCAUGAAUAAUGUCAUGAGAUGUAGGUGCAAAUACGACGGGCACAGAGUUUACAUGUAUGGAUGUCACGCAGGUGAUGCCUACAGUGCAGAGAUUGAAGAUCUGUUUGAGCACCAGAGACAAAUCACCAACAACUUUGUGUAGCUUGUCCCAGGGCCCAGUAGGACGGCCUUCCGAUGGGCCUGGAGACUGCUCAGGGUGGGAUGGGGUUGAUGGCCACAGGUGUUUGGGACUUCAGCCGGGCCCAAAGUACUAGGAAACGCUCCAAAUGGCACCUGUCCAUCUACUUGGCAGAUGCAGAUAAAAAUAUCAGUGAAAACAUCACUUUACAGACGUCGCAGAGGCUUCAUUCUCAACCUAAACAGUCACUGACAACAAGAGUGGAACAGGAGCCACUCGGCUGAACAUGUUUUUCACUUAAGUAAGAAGAUAUUGACUCAAACUAUAUUGAUUUUUGUGAAUGUGGACAGCUUGUAACUUAAGUUAUCUAUUCUAUACAAAUAUAUAUACAUUAAAGACAUUAAUGUCAUUAUAACUAAUCUGUCACAAAAGUCAACAGGGGAAGCUGGUGAUGCCGGAAAAUCUAAAGCUAAACAUAUAAAUGAUGAGGCAUGCAAUGUGAGUUUCUUCUGCACCUUCAGUCAUCUGAUGUAGCAUCAAAUCUAAAAUUUUACUGUUUGACAUCAUUAUAAGACAUUUCUACACUUACAAAUGUAACUGAUGUGCAUUUACAAAUAUUACAAAUAUUAGUGGCCUUUCAGCAUAAUGUAUUGUAGUAACCUCACUACAUGUCUGGUGCAGUGCAUUUUUGCAUUGUUUAAUGAGAUAUUUUAUUAUUUAGCUCUAACAAAAAUCAUUCUUUUACAUGACAGUAGUCAUUCUACAGUUAUUUCCUAUUCAUUUCAAAUUGGUAAGCCUGGUUUUUAUUCAUACUUUGUGCAUUGGUGCACGAUGCUGCCCUACGGUUGUAUGUAUGGUCACAUUUAUGCUUUGCCACUAGGGGGCGUAAUAAGUUCAAUACCAGAAAGCGCAGCAAAGAGCAAAUCCAGGUGAAGAACCCUAGAGGUUUCAGCCUGCUGUUGCCUUAUUACGUGGGUUUUAUAUGUGCUGAACUUAAUCUGCGUUUCUUGAUGAUUUUUCGUAAAUAAUAAUCUUCUAAAUUUUGCCUAUUUUGGGGGGAGGGGGGUUCACAACACACUCUUAAACCCCUCUCACACCGGGCCUGCGUAUGUAUCUAGUUCAUAGGAAUGACUAUGAAAGUUGCUUGCAGGGAAAAGAAAAAACCUUGCGCGUAGGGGGGAGAAGCUUAGCUCAUUGAUGCUGUUUUUACAGGCUGCCUGGACACACAGGUGGAUUUGAUACAUUGGAAAAAGUCAGAAUACAUUAUUUCCAGGAGUUAAUGGACUUUAUUUACUGUAACGUGCCACAAUUGUGAGAGAACUUGAGGAGGUGAAAGCACCGUGGAGCUGCAGCCGUGAUCGUGUGCACGAUCUGGCCAUGAGGAGUGGACGGUGGACAUGUCCUCUCGCUGGCGAUCUGUCCAUGAGGAGUUAGUGGAUGUGGAAGCUUGUCUAGUCCACCUCUUCUUCUUUUGUGAUUUUGAAGCUUCACUGCCAGCAAAGUCCAGCAGGAUGAAUAAAAUCUAGUAAUGCAGGUAUGUACUGAUAAAGUUGGGUUGGGUUGUGUACAGUUACGGAGGCUUGGUGUACAGCAGCGCAAUGUUGUGUAGACUUACAUGGAACACUGCGUCCAUUAUCUACUCCAAAAGGUCGUGAAAAAAAUUAAACAUGUUUAAUUUUUUGGUAUCCAUUUCAUGGACCCCUCUGCGUCCCUCAGCGUAUUGCCACGUAGGGCUGUAUAAGCUUGGUGUAGUCGGUACAUGGAAUUACGCAAUUCUACAUUGGCCCGGUGUGAAAGGGGCUUUACAGGGUGGCAGGGGUGCUUCAUUUGAUUACCAACAGUUCUUCUCUUUGCAAACAUGCAGCAAGGUGAGAGUAAAAACAGCCUUAAUAGGUCAAAUGUUUUUAAAAAACAAAGCACUUUAACUUUUUAACAUCAGUAUUUUAAUUUUACCCCACCUGCUCCCACAUGACUUUGAAAUUAUUCACCAAAUUUGUGAUUUUAUCAACAAAAUUAUACAUUUGUGUGUGUGCGUGUGUGUGUGUGUGUGUGUGUGUUAGUUGCAGAAGUGAGAUCUAAAGUUUGCUUUUAGCUUUCAGAUAAAUGUACUAUUUAUGCUGUAAAUUUAUUUAUUCCUGAGAUUCACACUUACACAGCAUGACCUUACACACAUUUAUCUGUAUAUUACUGAAUAGGUUUUGUUUGAAAUAUUUGUGAGAUACGUUAACCUGGCAGAAAACACUUUUUUUGUAGUUGCCAAAUAAGAGAACUUUGACAGAUGAAUAAUUAUUUAUUUUAUUUUAGUUAUGAAAGUAGCAGUAAGUGAAGUGUGGAGUCUUAACAUUUGUGAUGGGAGUGAAAAGCAGUCUGACAAAACCGCAGCGUUGUGGUAGGCAGUGAAGCUGGCUUUGGAGAGCGUAAAAAAGCCUUUUAAUUAUGUCUGUUUGGGUUAGGGUUAAGGUUAUGGUUAAAGUCAGCAGUAUAGCACGUGCUUUAUAAAGAAAAAUGGCGGAAUUGUCACACAUGGAAUCAAAGACGUUCAGAGGAGGAUGAAAAGGUUAUGACGGAUUCAAGAGAACAAGGAGGACAAAGUAAGAGGAGUCACAGCAGACAGACGGGAAAGCUUUGAGACUGGAGGUUUGACUCUAAGAGCUGCCUUUUUGUAGGCUGCCGUAUACGAAGACCGCAAGCUGGCAUUUUCGGCUCCCCAACGAGAACAACAUGUUUGUCUGGGAGGAGAAAAUACACUCACAAAUUCACAGGUUUACACAGUAAACAUUAGCCUUACUUGUUGUCCAAGCCAGGCCUCCUUGAAAACGUACUGUAUUAUCCUACAGCUUUGCUGGAUAAGUUGAUUUUCUGCACUUCACCAAAUAAUGAUGUAACUCACUUUUUUUUUUUUUUUUACGGCGUGUAAUUCCAAACUGCUUGUUUUACUCCAUUAAUGUCUUUGAUGUGUUUGGCUUAUUGUUCUUAGUGGUUAAACCUGUUAACACGGUUUUCUCACUCAGUUUCCAGAGCACGCUGUAGUCAAGUCACCCAUAAAGACCAAUAUAGAUUUCAUUGUUUCUGCAGAUGGUCGUCGUCUUUAGUAAACCUUUGUAUUUUUAAUUCCACGAAGGAGCCUCAGAAAGCAUUAUGGCUGUUACAUUCAGGUCUGUAAGUAUUUGGAGAGUGAUUCAAUUUUGGGAAUUUUACCUCUGUACCCUAUCAUAUGUGAUUGGAUAAACUAAAUAUAACAAUUAUUAUUAAUAUCAAUUUACAUUUACAGAAGUUUUUAUGUAUAUUCUUUGUUUUUAGGAAAGUUUUUAGGAAGGAUAUGUUUAGACUGGUGAGGGAAUAUCCAUGAUAUUGCCAAAGGACAUACAGUAGGUUUCUGUGGCUGUGAUUGGAAAACAUGUACAUCACACAACAAUACCUGUGCAACUCCUGUUGCAUUGCUUUUAAAGAAAAUCUACGUGUUCCACUCCACCAUGUAGCUGUGGUACAACUGGAAGAAGUUGUUUUAAGUCUUCCCAGUCCAAAACAGAGAAGCCUGUUAAUUCCUCCAGAGUUGUCAGGUGUGUCUUGGUGACUUCCCUCACUGAUCACCUUCUUGCAUAAUCACUUACUUUUUGAGAACAGCCUACACCAGAUGGAUUUACCAUACAACACCACACUGUUUUUAUUCAUUCAUUUUCUACCGCUUAUCUGUCUGGGUUACUGUCGCAGCAGACCAAACAGCUCAUCCCACUCUUCCCUAUCCUCGACCAAGCCCUGUAACUUUUCCUAGGGGAUUCCAAGGUGUUUCCAAGCCAACUGGGAAAUAUAUUGCCUCCCAUGUGUCCAAGGUCUUCCACAGGGUCUCCUCCCAGGUGGAUGUGCCUAGAAGACCUCCCUGGGGAGACAACCAUGGGGCAUCCUCACCAUUCUGUUUAUAAUUCUUAAUGAGAUAAAUGAGGCAUUUUCAUUUUCAGAGCCUGUUAAUUGAAAAUAGACCGACUGUAUACAUAAACGGUCAUAAAUACGAGUAAAUGGUAUGUGUGAAAUUUUGGUCAACCCUGCUGCAUUUAUUAAGCUGAAUAUCUACAAUGCAAGCACAUGCUGAUUGUUUCAUUUCAGGACUAUUGCUGAGGUAUACAGAGGUAAAAUUACAAAAACUGCAUUAUUGUCCAAAUACUUAUGAUACAGACUGUAUAAUCCAUGCACAUGUGCGUAAUAAUAUCCGAACACAGUGAACCCCAUUUUGCAAACAUCAUCAUGAUUUGGUACAUUUUCUGCUUGUUGGCACACUACGACGUUGUGUUCUAUGUGACAUAUUAAGUAUAUGAUGUUCUUGAUCUUAUGUUCAUUCACAAUUACUCAACAUAUUACUGUAUGCGUGCCCAUGCUGUAGGUAUAGCAUUGCAUAGUGCACACACUUGGACAUGCAUUUUCCAUGGCCAGUUGAGCUUUUAUUGUGCCUUUUAAAGCUAAAAGUGUGAGUUGCAGUUUGUGGUGCUGAUGUAUAGAAACCUGUGCUCUCAGGGACUUUGACCUCAUCUCAAAGACUUCAAGGAACAUUUCAUGUGAUAUAAUUUUGGGUGCUUUGUAUAUGUUGCAUAUGAGUUUACAAUAUGUCAUCUGUAUCCAUGUUUUCUCUGCUGGUAAACCUUUAAAGUAUGAAAAUAGGUGCUUUGGAACAUUUUCCUUGAAAAGAAAAAGUUUGGAUAACUGAUUAGACACUGGCUGAGUGAGAGGAGGCAAGUUACAGUAAAACAACAAAUCACAAUCAAUUCAUUCAUCAUGACUGUGAAUCAAUAAAACUUAAUCACAUAC
This is a messenger RNA of Thalassophryne amazonica, 7273 nucleotides long. It is a transcript of the gene loxl4, whose product is annotated as lysyl oxidase-like 4. The transcript has 15 exons. Lineage: Eukaryota; Metazoa; Chordata; Actinopteri; Batrachoidiformes; Batrachoididae. Gene Ontology annotation, molecular function: protein-lysine 6-oxidase activity; copper ion binding. Gene Ontology annotation, biological process: peptidyl-lysine oxidation. The record is from RefSeq and is a predicted model, not a curated record. Gene Ontology annotation, cellular component: membrane. Bases 98 to 2500 code for a protein of 800 amino acids.